Messenger RNA from Mandrillus leucophaeus (drill), 1363 nucleotides. RefSeq names its product polymerase (RNA) II (DNA directed) polypeptide E, 25kDa (gene POLR2E). The transcript has 8 exons. NCBI's taxonomy places the organism in Eukaryota, Metazoa, Chordata, Mammalia, Primates, Cercopithecidae. Gene Ontology annotation, molecular function: DNA-directed RNA polymerase activity; DNA binding. Gene Ontology annotation, biological process: DNA-templated transcription. Bases 1 to 819 code for a protein of 272 amino acids. Gene Ontology annotation, cellular component: RNA polymerase III complex; RNA polymerase I complex; RNA polymerase II, core complex. The record is from RefSeq and is a predicted model, not a curated record.
AUGGAGUUGAGUGGCAAAGGCAGUGAAGCAAGGAUCCCUGAGCUGGGCUGGCAGAAUCCAGGUCUUGCCAGCCGCAGGUCUGACUUCUGGGUCACGGGCUCUGGCCGCCUUCCUGUCUCUGCCCUGGGGUCAGCUGGUUCUUUCUCUCUGCAGCUGUGCCACGACCGUGGCUACCUAGUGACCCAGGACGAGCUUGACCAGACACUGGAGGAGUUCAAAGCCCAAUUUGGAGACAAGCCGAGUGAGGGGCGGCCGCGGCGCACUGACCUCACCGUGCUGGUGGCCCACAACGAUGACCCCACCGACCAGAUGUUUGUGUUCUUUCCAGGUGAGCAGCGGGUCCCGGGGGAGUUCUGCCUCUUUCUGGUUUUCCUCUCAUCGGUCCCCUUUCUUCCUGCCAACCAGGAGAGUCCCAUGGACCUCCCUACUCACCCGCAGCCCCUCAUGACCUUUGCCCUACUUGUGUUCCUUGGCUCCCCCAUCCUGGCCGUUGGGAAAUGGAGUUGGGGUUGUCUGGGCGCCUCUCUCUUCCAGUCCCUGGUCGACAUGGCCCCCAAGUACAUCCUGGAGCAGUUUCUGCAGCAGGAGCUGCUCAUCAACAUCACGGAGCACGAGCUGGUCCCUGAGCACGUCGUCAUGACCAAGGAGGAGGUGACAGAGCUGCUGGCCCGAUAUAAGCUCCGAGAGAACCAGCUGCCCAGGAUCCAGGCGGGGGACCCUGUGGCGCGCUACUUUGGGAUAAAGCGUGGGCAGGUGGUGAAGAUCAUCCGGCCCAGCGAGACGGCGGGCAGGUACAUCACCUACCGGCUGGUGCAGUAGCCACCGCCUGACAGCCCCUAGAGGCAGACACACAGACAGUGACCCCCAUCCCUGCAGGACGGACGCCCCUGCCCUGCCAGAGUCCAGCCCCCCAGCUCUCCCGGCUGCUGCUGCUCUGGACUCCCCAAGGCAGGUGGCCUUCACCCAAGUUCUCCCGUCCUGGGGUGAGGCCCAGCCGGCCCCAUUCACGUGUGGAUUUGUGCAAGAUGCAGCCUCAGAAGAGAUAAAGCCCCUGAGGGAGGUCACCUGGGGGCAGUUGGUGCCGGGCCCCCUCUGUUGGGGGUUUGGGGUCCCGGUCUCCCACCAGCCACUGCUUCCUCCCGGGCUCUCAGCCUUCUACCCCUUGUCUUCCCUUCCUCGGGGGCCCUGAUGCGUGGUGGCCCCCGCCCAGCCUCGGCUCCUUACUCCAUUCACAGCUGUGCACACCCUCGAGCCACCAGGGUGUGAGAUUCCAGCUCUGGAGUUUUCGGUUGUUGUAGGAGGUUGGGUGUUUUCAAACGUUAAAGAUGUUUUCAGCAAAUAAAUUCGCUUGAUAUGAAAACCA